ACUUUUUUUUUUUUUUUUUUUUUUUUUUUUUAACCGUUUCACUUCUAGUAAGUCUCCACCCUCAGAUAUUCACUUAUGCUAUAAAAAUCAGGGCAAGAUGUGCCUGGACAUACGCACUUAUCUUCAGCAAGCUACCAAGAAGAUUCCUCCUCUUGGAAGACGGACCCACACUCUUUCUCUCCAGCCUCCAGCCAGAAGACUUCAGCAGCUUUUGCAUCCACCAUGACUCCACAGUCUCUCCUCCUGUCCGCCCUGGGUCUCUUGACGCUCCUCAACUCUGCGGCGUGGAGCAGCCCGAUGUGCACUAACCAGUGCUGUCGCUUCGUGGAGGGGUUCCCCGUCAGGCUCAAGAAGCUCAGAGAGAACUAUUCACAGAUCAGAGACUUUUAUGUGAGUAAAAACAUUUGCUCUGCAAGUGCAGCAUCACAUGGAGACCUCCCCACCAUCUGGGUGGCCUCUCUCAGUCUCCAGGUGAUGCUGCACGCUCUCACCUCUGCGGCUGCUCACACUCUGUCAGUAUCACUGACCUCAACCUUCUUUGUUCUGUUGCAGGAAGCAAAUAAUGACUUGGACUCAGCUCUGCUAGACCAGAGUGUGGAGAACUCUUUUAAAAGCCACUUUGCCUGCCAAGCUAUGGACGGUCUUCUCGAAUUUUACCUGACCACAGUGUUACCCACAGCCAUGGCAGAGGUGACGGAGAACAUCAUGGACCUAAAGCCUCACGUGGAGUCCAUAUUGCAGAUAUUCGACGAGCUUAAGGAGGACGUCAACAAAUGUAAACACUACUUGUCGUGCAAGAAUCCCUUUGACAUCACAAAGCUGAACUCCACGUACACUCAGAUGGAGGGCAAAGGUCUCUAUAAGGCCAUGGGCGAACUGGACCUGCUGUUUAACUAUAUCGAGAAAUACUUGGCCUCGAAACGCCGGAGAACCCAAGUGACACACUGACCUCAUCAAAGUGAAAAUGUUCACCUCAGGGAAAAAAGUCAUUGACUCUUGCACUCAUUUGCAUCCAGUCCAAUCUGUUUCAGUGGAUAUGCACAUUGUUGAAUGUUGGUUUUCUUGUUUGAGUUGACUGAACUCGUGUCUUUGUUCUUUUAAGACAUCCGUUUACUUUUUCUUUGUUUUUGUCCCGAGGACAAGUACCAGUUCAGGACCAUAUUGUGUCUCACAGAGAAAUAGUUUUACACACACAAUUGUCAA
Messenger RNA from Solea solea (common sole), 1203 nucleotides. It is a transcript of the gene il10, whose product is annotated as interleukin 10. The coding region runs from base 223 to 948 and encodes 241 amino acids. The transcript is spliced from 4 exons. Lineage: Eukaryota; Metazoa; Chordata; Actinopteri; Pleuronectiformes; Soleidae. The record is from RefSeq and is a predicted model, not a curated record.